AUGACAGAUGCGACAACCUCCGAGAUGAGACGUACGCAAGUGUCCGUCUUUGCAUACUUUGUUCACACGGAGUCUGACGGAGAAGAGAGAAGAGACGGAGGCAAGGUGACAGGCAAGCAAGCAAGCAAGCAGGGAAGACCUCGAAAGUCGAGACAUGUUCGUCCUGCGCGCUUGCGAACAGACGUCAGACACCAAAAGUGUGCUGGUGCUUGA
Molecule: messenger RNA, 213 nt
Organism: Colletotrichum tamarilloi
Lineage: Eukaryota; Fungi; Ascomycota; Sordariomycetes; Glomerellales; Glomerellaceae
Exons: 1
Coding region: 1-213 (70 amino acids)
Source: RefSeq, a predicted model, not a curated record